AGUCUAUUUGGCAAAUUGCUUCCAAAUGAGGUCGCUAUGAUGAUUCGUGUGAGCGAAGGCCCCAGCGUUCCCCAAAUAAUAAAGCUGCUGGACUGGUAUGAGACACGGAAUGACUACAUACUGGUCAUAGAGCGGCCCACGCCUUGCAAAGAUCUGCGGCAGUAUUUAGUGCAAAAUGGUGGCAGAAUCAGCGAGUCAAAAGCACGAGUUGUGAUGCAUCAAGUUGUUACUGCUGCAAGAAUAUGCUUUGAAAAGGGAAUCUACCACAGCGACAUCAAGCUAGAAAACCUGCUAAUCAAUGAGAACAGCUUGCAGGUCAAAUUAAUCGACUUCGGUGUUGGUAGAAGCUUCAAGACGUUUGGUUAUACAAGGUACAUUGGUACAAAACUUUACGCUCCCCCUGAAGCUUUCCGCAGAACAUGGAGGUAUCACGCCAAGCCGGCAACAGUAUAUUCUUUAGGUGUACUGUUGUUUGUGAUGCUGUUUGGGAAGUUCCCUUACAAGGUGAAACCUGAGGUCAUUGCCAACAUCUUGAGAAAAGCAGGAAUUUCCAAAGAAAGCAAAGAACUGAUAUCUUCGUGUAUGGAGACAGAUCCAACCAAGAGGAUUGACUUGGACAAGAUCCUCGACCAUGACUGGUUCCAAGUUUUGCUCCUUAAGCCGGAGAGUCAAAACGAGGAACCCAUAGUAAGUGAAUUCCCAUGCGUGGAUUCAUGCGUCCUGAGAAAAAGAAAGCUUCGCGCGGAUUCAUGCGUCCUGAGAAAAAUGUAAUCCUCGCGUGCUAGGAAAAAAACUUAUAUGUACAUAGAUGCAAAUACGGGUCCAAGCACAGCUUACAUGAACUUUGGAAAAGAAGAGAAAAAAGAUUUAUUUAAAAAAAUAUUUAUAUAAAUUACGGGCGACUGCCGCAUAAAUUUAAACAAAACAACAACAUAAAAUCCAGGCCUGGUCCUCUCUCGUCUUGCACUGCCGUCACUCUUUUUAUCCUUCCGGAGCUCCUCCGUGGGACUCGAGACCGGUGUGGUGGGCAGGUGAUGCUCAUUUGCACUCGCUCCGUUCCCACGGCCCCGUCCUGCUUGUCACUUACCCCCUAACCUUUUCCAGCACCUAAGGGUUAGGACAGAUGAGGCGAGAGAGAAGGAGACAGAAGGAUGAAGAGACACAAGAGGCACUGCCAUCCAGUCUUCCACCAGCUGGGUGAACUCCUCCACGAUGCCUGGUGGUGGCGCCGGAUACCACUCGGUGGACGGCUCAACACUCCUCUGCUGCCUGGUGGACGGCGACAACUCCUCCAGCUUUGCGCACCCGGCAGUGA
Molecule: messenger RNA, 1315 nt
Organism: Ctenopharyngodon idella (grass carp)
Lineage: Eukaryota; Metazoa; Chordata; Actinopteri; Cypriniformes; Xenocyprididae
Product: serine/threonine-protein kinase pim-3-like
Exons: 3
Biological process (GO): regulation of mitotic cell cycle; protein autophosphorylation; negative regulation of apoptotic process
Cellular component (GO): cytoplasm
Molecular function (GO): ATP binding; protein serine/threonine kinase activity
Source: RefSeq, a predicted model, not a curated record